AUCAUGAAAUAAAUUUCAAUUUUUUUACACUAGAUACGAAGAAAUUGGAUGAGCGACAUGAGCUGCGAUUGCGGUUCAACGUUACAGUUCAAGAAGACACCUCAGGCGCCGCUGUACGACUUGCUGGGUCCCUACCCAGAUGAGAUAAUCAUGUCCACGCUGGAUCGUAUUCUAUACUACUCAGGGGCUACUAAGGUCAUCCGAAUGCUGGCCAUGUCUGGUUGCGACCCAGCAGAUGGCACAACCGCCGAGAAGUGCGCACCGACCAGCUGCGGCUCCGUUAAAAGUGCCGUUUGUCCAUCUAGCUCGGCCGUUACGUGCUGUUCUCGGCCUCCCAGCUGCAGUAGUCAUCGGAGUGCUCCAUCAACUCCCUGCACGCCGAAGCCACCUUGCAUCAAGAUGUCCAGCAAAGAGCCAGCGUGCUGCGAUCGCUCCACCUCCUGUUGCCCAAGCCGACGGUCUCCGCGAGUGGACUUUGCCAAUCCCGUGGAUGAGUGCCAGCCGCGUAGCAAAGGCGGCGAAUGUCUGCUCGGUGCGCGCAUUAAGGAGUCGCUGUCAGCCUGCCCCUUAACCUGUGAGCGACUGAAGUCGAAGCUCUCGAUAGGAGCCAAAGUGUCGCCAUCCAACACGCAAAAGUGGCUGUGGACGAGACUUGUCAGCGUAAAGGAUGGCUACUUGGUGUACGAGGUAUACAAGGAUUCCAAUGCGGACCUGGACCCCAGAUCACAGAUCGCCGGCAAGGGAUCACCUGUAAUAAUAUUUCUGGUCUUGCCGAAUGGCUAUAUUAUGCCGUUUGAGUCCAUCUCCACGGACCAGUGAAUUAUCCAAUUUUACGUUAAGACUUUUGGGAAAAUAUUAUUUAUUAACCGAUUUGUGGGCCAUCUUCUAAGCGAUCCUUAUACGCUUUUUAAGCAUAAUAAAGACCGUCGUUGAACAGA
Messenger RNA from Drosophila subobscura, 938 nucleotides. RefSeq lists its product as uncharacterized. The coding region runs from base 49 to 819 and encodes 256 amino acids. The transcript has 2 exons. The record is from RefSeq and is a predicted model, not a curated record. NCBI's taxonomy places the organism in Eukaryota, Metazoa, Arthropoda, Insecta, Diptera, Drosophilidae.